Molecule: messenger RNA, 336 nt
Organism: Porites evermanni
Lineage: Eukaryota; Metazoa; Cnidaria; Anthozoa; Scleractinia; Poritidae
Source: the annotation of a GenBank genome assembly
AUGGGCACUGAUUCAGUCGUUUUCCUGUCAAAAAACACUGACAUUUUCAGAGGACAACGGUUCGGAAUAAAUCUUCCUCUGAAUUUUGACUCCCGGAGCAGUAUGAGUGUUGAGUCCAGCAGCUCUGGCAGUGGAGUCGAUAGGACAAUGUAUAGAAUGCCGUUGUUACAGAUGCAAUCUUUGGCUGACCACUCUACACAUUUCCGAGCAACCUGCAACUUUCCCACCCACGGCGUUAAAAAAACAGAUUACGCGCGCGACAAGUUGAAAAAUCACGACUUUUUCGGUACAUUUUCGUAUCAGUGUCUUCAUUAUGAGUACAUAAACAUCAGGUGA